Molecule: messenger RNA, 3252 nt
Organism: Mya arenaria
Lineage: Eukaryota; Metazoa; Mollusca; Bivalvia; Myida; Myidae
Exons: 17
Coding region: 142-2658 (838 amino acids)
Cellular component (GO): membrane
Molecular function (GO): glutamate-gated receptor activity
Source: RefSeq, a predicted model, not a curated record
UAGACGUUGAUUGACGAAUCUUGGUAGUUUUUAUCGAACGUUAAACGAUUCUAUAGAUGUAUUGAAACAUUUCUGACAAAUAGCUAUAACGUUGUUUAGUUGGGAACAGGUAGCUUUUAAUAGAGUUCCUGUAUUUUCAAAAUGUGGUCUGUUCUCUUCGGAUUUACGAUGUUUUUUGUGGGCGAAACAUUUGGACAAAACGAUGAACCAUUGGUUAUUGGUGCCAUUGCUUCUGAGACUUACGACAUGGCGGACAUGACGUUCAACAUGCAAUUUGUAACGUAUGACGUCAUUGUGUACAAAGUCGACGCCUAUGACGUUUAUGACGUCCAAAAGACAGUCCGAUUCCUGGACCGGAACACCACAGUUGACGUCAUAGUAUUGCUCGAGCUUACACCGGAAGUUCAUCGCUUUUCCCACGUGGUCUUGCAUACGACACGGGCACCUAUCAUUGUCUGGGGUGAUAUUGGUGGUCCCUCGAGUGAGGUGAUGGCGACCAACCUGGGAACAACUCCAGAUAACAGGCGAUGUGGCUUAUACCGCAAACCAGCAGAUUUCUCCACAAGCACUCCAGCUCCAAGCACCGAUAAUGGUCUCAAGGAUAACCUAGUCUUAGGAAAGACCUUGUAUUCCGGUCCACUGGUUAUUGCCUCCUUGGUGGAGCGUUUGGAUUUGAAAUACGUCAUCGUCAUCUACGAAAAUUAUACAUUACUAGAGUUAUCGCCCUUGCUAGACGCGAUGUCCGCCCGUCGCGUCCUGUAUGCACUGUAUCACGUGGAUGAGCUGCACGUGCUCAGCACUGACGUUAAACGUUCGUACACAAACUUGAACGGAUUCACGACGCGCACGCAGGACAAGGUCGAUUUUGUGGUACUGUGCAGGCAGGCCUGUGUAAAUACCGUGCUCAAAGAGGCCAAUGAUUUCGAUUCCAAGUAUAACGCGAAUAAAACAGUUUUACGCAACUUAUCUCGCUGGGUGGUAGCGGUAUACGGUGACGUCAAUUUAGAGGAGGUGAAAAGAAACGCCUUUGACCUAGACAAUGUUUUAGUAGUUCCUGUUCCAGAGAUCAUUUAUGACAAACAUGAGGUUUUUACGAGCUCACUCAGGACGGUGAGUUUGGACGUAACGUCAAACGUUACUUUGGGCCUCGCCGAAGAGCCGCACGCUGACGAUUGGAAACGCAGCUUUAUUCGUAACUUAGAACAGGCUUCUGAAAAAGUUAGUACCCUUGCCGGCUGCGGGGGGAUACUCAUCGAGACGUUGCUUUGGAUACAGACCGGUCGUGACUUUUCCUCUGUCGGUUACGUGACUCCGGCGGGCGAGUUGGUUUUAACUGCAGACCUUUUUCCAAACGUUAACAGUGGUUAUAACAUGAGACGAUUCCACGUCUCAGUCAUUGAGUUCCCGCCAUAUGUUAUCAAAGUUAACAACACUGCCAAGGGCGUAUAUUUCACUGGCUGGUGCAUUGAUAUCCUUCGAGAACUGGCAAUUACUCUCAACUUUACGUAUUAUAUAACGGAAGUCCCUGACAACAAUUACGGCGUGGUCCUGAACCGCGAGAAUAUGACUUUCAACGGGCUCGUCGGACAGCUGCAGAGAAACGAAGUGGAUCUUGUGGUAGGCGACUUGGCAACCACGCGGGACCGGGAGCAGGUGAUAGACUACACGUACCCGUUCCACUUUGGCUACACCACAGCGAUACUGAAACGAGAAAAUCUGGACAAAUACAAGUGGAGAAAACUCCUCGAUCCAUUUAAGUGGCAAGUUAUCGCGGUGAUCGGCGGAACGCUAGUUGCAUGCGCGGGUAUCGUCUGCGUGAUGGAACAGCGAAACCCUUUCUACAUUCGCUUGCACGAAACCUCAGCAGAGGAACACAACUGUCGCCAGCAAAAGUGCGGAUUCCAGACAUAUGUUGGAGCCUUCUCCUGUCUGUUUGCCAGCCUUUUUAAUGAAGGUGACCUCCAUGUACCCCAGUCAAUGACGGGCCGGUCGUUCAUGAGCGCCUGGUGGUUGCUAUCUCUGGUGCUGUCCGCCACAUAUUGCGGAAAUUUAAUUGCAUUCCUCACCGUUACAAAGGAGAAGAUGCCAUUUGACACGCUCGCUCAAAUGGCGCAGAUGGCUGGCUCCUAUAAGUGGGGAACAAUCGGUGGAACGCUCUGGGAAGACAACUUCAUGACAUCGGAGAACCCCACAUAUAAAGAAGUCGGGAAUGGCAUCAGAGAGUUUAACAAAUCUGACCCGACUGUCCUUGCGAAGUCGCCCAAGUUCCACGUUGACAGGGUGAUUACCAGUGAGAACUACGCAUUUAUCGGUGACGACGGCACUAUCGAUAUCGCUAUUGCAAGUAACUGUGAUCUCGCUAAGCUCAAGGAGCGAGUCAUCCCACUCACGAACGCAUUUGCAUUCCCAGAUAGGUCCCCACAUGUCAGCAUUUUUGCUGAAAAGCUGAUGUCUAUGCACGAAUCGGGGUUGAUGGGAAAGUGGAAGCGACGCUGGUGGCCCCAAGGCACCGUGUGUGAGAACGUCCGAACAACCGCCAAACCUAUACAGCUUACAGACGUUCAGAGCGCUUUUUACAUAGCUUUAAUCGGGUUGUUCCUCGGGUUUUCAACCUUCCUUAUAGAGGUUAUCAUGAACAAAAGAAGAAGAAAAAUCUAGCCCCAGAUCCCACAGGCGUUCUGUACCGGCAUUGGGCAAUUGUCAUACGGACAGCAUGUUCUUACUCAAGGAUACAUUGCUUUUUAAUUUAGAUACUUUGUCCUAGUUUAUCCGGUGAUUCAAACUACUUUGGAUGUGCAUUCUAUAUCCGUGUCGGCUGUAAUUAUUGCGCUCAGGAAAAACAAAGACACAAGUAAAAUAUAAAUUUAAUUUGGCCGAAAUAAAGGGCUGCUAGAUUGUAAAUGAAAUUAACAUAGAUAUAAAGUUUUGUCAAAAGCAGCCAAAAAUCCUCAAUGCAAGGAUACACUACAUCAGAAAGCAUAAUAAAGUGAAAAAAAACAUAAUAUAAUAUUCAAUAUCCUUAAAUAAAAGAGGGAAGAAAAGGGGUAACUAUGUAAGCAAAGAUAAAAUUGAAAACUUGUUCGACAAAAAGAAAUAAAAGAAUCGGGCGGGAGGGAGGGAGAAAACACACGUCCGAACCGGAUUAAAACUAGAGAACAAGUGAGAAAGGCGCCAAAAUAAAGAAGGGCGGACAAUUAAACAUUCGGCGCUAAGAAAGAGUUCCCUCCCUUGAUAAUUAUUAAAUUUUCUCAA